CCAGAAACAGCAGCAACAGCAACAGCAACAGCAGCAGCAACAACAAGAACAACAACAACAAUACGAACACCACAACUAAAAGCCAAAACCCGACAAACUCGAGCCGAGCGUAGGUCGGGCUGGCUGCAGAACAAACAAGUCAUCUAACAAAAAUACGAAAGAGUAUUCAACAGAAGAAAAAAAAAACGUAAAACAGCAGCAGCAGCAGCAACUAGCACUGGAAUUGCCAGCUAUAUAGUCAAGCGAGCGAGCACUUAUAGCAUACGACGACGUCAAUAAACACGAGUGCGACGUUGUGCGCUACUAAUACCAGCAACAACAGCAACAACAACCCUCUCAACUUUAAAUGCGGCUGACGCGAGUGGCUGGCAAAAUGUCAAACCAGCAUUAAAAGGAGUCUCAAUAAGAAGAGCACACAAAACGUGCACGUGAAGAGAGCGCCAAUACACGCUCUCUCUGAGAGAAAACAAAAACAACCGCGCAAUUGACUUUUUAGCAGCUUGAGCUUUCAUUUUGAGGACGCUGCGCAGCUGUGGUUAACGAAGAGCAGGCAAAGAGGAAACGCGAACUAUAGCAACUGCAUAUGGCGAGCAGCUCAGCAGCCAUGGACACAACUACAGCAACAACUACAAAAAGAGGCAACAACAAGAACAAAGGGGGCAAGGAAAAAUCGCGUCGCAACGAGCGCAACAUUUUGACUUUCUAUGAGAAAAUUGCGGUUAUACGUUAUUACGAUGAAACGAACAUUUCCCGCAACAGCCUGGCAAAGAUGUUCCAUUGCUGUGCAACCCAAAUACGGCGCAUUCUGGAGAAGAAACGUGAGCUACUGCAGCAGCUGGCGACACUGAGCGAGGCGGAUGCCUCCAUCAUUAUAGAGGAGAUGACGCGCAAGCGCCGCAAGUUCGAGAUGAGCGCCAUCAGUUUUCUACUGCACGAGUGGGUGGAGCGCUGUCGCCAGCUGCGCCUCGGCGUGAGCAUAACGAACCACACGCUGAAGGAGACGGCACUCAAGAUGGCAGCGGUGCUCAAAUUGCCAGCCUUUAGACCAUCCUAUCGUUGGCUAAAUCGCUUUCGCAGCAAAUACAAGUACGAGGAGGAUGAACUGGGCUACACGGGCUCUUGCCCGGUGGCGAGUGUACUCCCCCUGGAACAGAUUAUAGUGGAGUUUAAGCAGGCGCUGCCCAAUUUCAUGCAAAAGGAACUCGCCGAUAUCGACAUGGAUGGAAAGAUGGGUGUAAUAACUCCUGAGUUGGUCAACUUGUCGAGCGAGAACAGCGAAAUCUCCGAUGGGGAGGACCUAGACGAUGAUGGUAUCGAAAUGGUGACCUGUGAGCCCAGUGUGCUGCCUUCGCCGGCCAGCACAUCGGAUGGCGAGGACGAGCCGCCAAUGCCACAACUGUCGCAACAGCUGGACGGGGAUGCCUCGAUUAAUAUGAUCAUGAAUGCCGGAACCUGCACGCUGCUGGGCAGCGUCUUUCCCCACUUGGCCAUUAUACACCAAUUCGCACUGAUGAACUCCGAUGUGCAGGCAUUGGAGCUGAUCUCACAGCUGGGCGUGCACAUGCAGCAGCAAGCAACAACUGGCGCCUAUCACGUCCUAUCGCUGCCUACAAAUGGCGAAGCGCCGGCUUUGCCAGCCCCAGAGCUGCCGCCGGGCAGCAUUUAUGCAGACAUAGAUGAUAUCGAGUUGAUUGAAUAGAAUUUACCUUAACUAAUGCUUAGCCGUAGCUCGUAAAAUAAAGUCAAAUAGCACUUA
Molecule: messenger RNA, 1756 nt
Organism: Drosophila montana
Lineage: Eukaryota; Metazoa; Arthropoda; Insecta; Diptera; Drosophilidae
Gene: ebd2
Product: earthbound 2
Exons: 3
Coding region: 584-1699 (371 amino acids)
Molecular function (GO): DNA binding
Source: RefSeq, a predicted model, not a curated record